Molecule: messenger RNA, 1227 nt
Organism: Pleurotus ostreatus (oyster mushroom)
Lineage: Eukaryota; Fungi; Basidiomycota; Agaricomycetes; Agaricales; Pleurotaceae
Exons: 1
Coding region: 1-1227 (408 amino acids)
Source: RefSeq, a predicted model, not a curated record
AUGUCCUCCUUUGACAAUUAUGAGGACAUAGAAUCCCACUUUCUUUCAGCCCCAACCAAAUCUCCAAGGCAUGGCGCUAACGUCGGUAGCCGCAAAUCCAGUGCCUCCCUACGCGUAUCCUCAAACGGCCCAGAAACAGACGGUGGCAAUGGACAACAUUCCCUAGCUCAUGAGCUCGCGGUGGCCCUUAUGCCUGAACCUAGCUCAGGCUCGCGGAUGCUAGCUGAAGAAUUUGGUAUAGAGUAUGAUGAAGGGGCCGAGGGUAUCGACGAGGAAGCGCAAGAGUUAGAUGUGGCUUUGGGUUCUUCCGGUGGCUCCUUGGCGAAUGAAUUCCAAGAAGCUACUUCUCCUAAUGGAAAUCUCGAAUUCUUCGACGCGUCUCCUCCAAGUCCGUCGCCCUACCAUCGCGAGGCUACCGAUGAGGCACCUAUGGCAAGUCUUGCCCGCAGUCUGGAAUCAACAGACCAAUUUCUGGCGCAUCUCCGGAGUCUUGAUUCUGACACACACUCCGCUUCACACCCUGCGCUCGAGAAUAUCGCUUCGGACAUCAUUAGACGCAUCAACGAUACAGUUCGAGACCGAGAGGAGCAAGUCCGAGAAUUGCUAGAGGUCGAGCGAGAGUUCAGGAAGAUAUCCACGGGUCUGGGCGGGAUGGAUGUGUUGGGUGAUUUGGAGGAGCUUCCAGACGCAGAGUCUGACGAAGACGAUGAACCCGAGCAGGCGAGCAGGCAUGAAAGAACUCCCAUAGAAACGUCACAUCGCAGUGCUAGUGGCUGGGAUAUAGAUCCUCAUACACCAGUGGCCGAUAACGAUCAUCCCGACCCGUUCAGCAAACCACCACCGAUUAGCGGCCCUUUGACACCGGCAAAAACUAUACCACAUUUAACCUCCUUCCGUUCCUGCACAUCCUCACUCGUCUCGUCGCUUGGUACAAUAUCAGAGCAGACACAAGUCACAGGUGCGGCUACUACUGAGGCGGGGCGCAAGAUUCGUGCGCUGAAGAAUAAGAUCGGCACAUGGCGCAUAGAGUUGGAUAACGCAGAACUCAGUCGCCUCAAGGUAGAACGAUGGGAAGCAGGGAUACCCGAGGGCGAUGGCGACGUGCCUCAGUCGCCCGUGAUACCUCGCCGAAUAGAUGGCAGGAAGUUGGUCGCUGAACAUCUACGGCUGUUUGAGAUUUCAGUGGCAGAGGCGACGCGGAAGACACAGCUUAUAAUGGCCAUGUAA